Molecule: messenger RNA, 1014 nt
Organism: Chroicocephalus ridibundus (black-headed gull)
Lineage: Eukaryota; Metazoa; Chordata; Aves; Charadriiformes; Laridae
Gene: ALKBH2
Product: alkB homolog 2, alpha-ketoglutarate dependent dioxygenase
Exons: 3
Coding region: 117-830 (237 amino acids)
Biological process (GO): DNA repair; DNA alkylation repair
Molecular function (GO): ferrous iron binding; cytosine C-5 DNA demethylase activity
Source: RefSeq, a predicted model, not a curated record
CCCUCCGUGGCCUCUGAGGGGAUUCCCGCCGACACAGCUCGGUCUCGCCGCCGGGAGGAGGCGACCGUGCUGAGGCGGGUGUCCCCGCCGCUGUCGGUGUCUCUGAGCGGCGGCCGAUGGACAGAUACGUGGUUAAACGCCCCCCCGGUGAGGCGGGGGGCGGCGGGAAGAGGCCGCGGCCAGCGGAGCCCGCCCCGGGGCAGCCCCCCUGGCAGGAGAUCCGCGCCGAGGGCCUCAGCUGCGACUACCGCCUCCUCUUCGGCAAGGCCGAGGCUGACGAGAUCUUUCAGCGGCUGGAGGAGGAGGUGGAAUACUUCGAAGGUGAAAUGACGAAAUUGCAUGUGUUUGGCAAAUGGCAUCACAUUCCAAGGAAGCAGGUAACCUAUGGAGAUCCUGAGUUAACAUACGCUUAUUCAGGCGUUACCUUUUCUCCUAAGCCAUGGAUACCAGUUCUCAACCGUAUCAGAGACCGCAUCGCUUUGGACACAGGACACACUUUUAAUUUUGUUCUCAUUAACAGAUAUAAAGAUGGUGGGGACCACAUAGGUGAACAUCGAGAUGAUGAGAGGGAACUGGUUCCACGCAGUCCUAUUGCCUCUGUGUCCUUUGGAGCUUGCAGGGACUUUGUUUUCAGGCACUGUGAUUCCAGAGGGAAAAACGCAACGCGCCACAUCAAGCCCAUCAAACUGCAGCUGGCCCACGGCAGCCUGCUGAUGAUGAAGUACCCCACCAACGUGUAUUGGUACCACAGCCUGCCCAUCCGCAAGAGAGUACUUGCCCCAAGAAUCAACCUCACGUUUCGGAAAGUGAUGGCUAUAGCCAAGAAGUGAAUUAUACAGCAAUCAAGCACCUUUUGACUCUGAAAACAGGAGCUUUCUUCCCCAACAUAACUGUCAAAUUCUCACUCAAACACUGUCUUUGAUGAUCCAAGGAACCAGAUGAGCAAAUUAAACUAGGAGAGGAGAUAGUCUACUUGGUAACUUGCUAAUAAAGACUGCAACUACUGAUUUUAAA